UUGAUGUCAUUAUAGGAGGCGUGCAAGAGCGACCUGGUGGAGCGAAUGCCCGCCCUGGAAGGUCCAUUUUCGGCUCUCCAUCCCCUGAAGCUGACAAAUACCUCAUUUGUCAACUGCAUAAACGAUCCACCAGGACCUGUCUUGUUGGGCAUGGAAAAUGUGAAAAAAACGCCAGAAAGAAAACCUGAUUCAACUGGAAGCGGUAGUUCCAAAAUGGUUGUAAGGCACCUGAAAUUCCUCGACUCCUUGAAGACUUCUGACAAAGAGAAUUUCCUCCCAGCUGUAAUGAAGAGAAGUAGAGAGAAGUUGUGGACUUUCAGCCAGGUGGACUUUCAGCCAUCUUUCAUAGAGCCAGCUGUAUCAUCUGCCUGCAAAGGCUUGUGCCAAGGAGUUGGAUUCAUGGAAGCGUACGACCGGGCAGCAAACGUGGUGGCCCCAAAACAUCAAGAACUCAGGAAAGAGGAAGGGUUGCACACUCUACUGGUGCAGAAGCUCAAUACGGACAGAGACGAACUAAAGAAAGUAACUGACCGCCUCCGGGACCUGAACGAUGAACUUGAAUCACUUAAUAACCGGAAGAAAGAACUUGAAAACAGCAUUGAGGAACGCUCUCAAAAUCUGGAAAUUGCUGAAAGGAUGAGCUUGGGAGGAAAGGAGGAUAGGGGCACGGAAGCAGCAAGCUAUAAUCUUUCCAUUAUCAAGGUGUCUGACUCCACUUACGUAAGGACUUUGGAGAACGCCAUCCAGUUUGGAACCCUAGUCUUGCUUGAAAAUAUCGGCGAGGAAGAGUUGGGUGCCAUCUCAGAGCCAGUGCUGCUAAUGGCAACUUUCAAACAGCAGGGUGUAGAGUACAGGAGACUGAGAGAGAACGUUCUUGAGUACUCAAGCAAUUUCAAGUUUUUACUCAAUGGAUUUCUAGUGGAAUACUACUUGGAGGAGUCUGGCCACGUCACCAAGGAGCCCAUGUCUCUGGUUAUGUUGAAACAGGUAGAUUUUAAGGAAAUUUGUAUCUGUUUUCAUUAUCUGCCAUAUCUGUUGCAAGCUCAGUAUUAUGAACAGAGACUGAGAGAGAACGUUGUUGAGUACUCAAGCAAUUUCAAGUUUUUACUCAAUGGAUUUCUAGUGGAAUACUACUUGGAGGAGUCUGACCACGUCACCAAGGAGCCCAUGUCUCUGGUUAUGUUGAAACAGGCUGCAGUUUCUGAUGCCAAGGAACAGCUAGUGGGUGCAGAUGAAAAGGAAGCCAAUGAAGCGGCCGCUAUUGCCCAGGGUAUUCAGGAGGAGUGCGAGGGAGACCUUGCCGAGGCAAUGCCAGCCCUGGAAGCUCCCCUUUCGGCUCUCCAUACCCUGAAGCUGGCAAAUACCUCCUUUGUCAAAUCCCUACAGGAUCCACCAGGACCUGUCAAGCUGGUCAUGGAGAGUGUGAAAGAAAAGCCAGAAAGAAAGCCUGAACCAAGUGGAAAGGGGGGAUGUUUUUCAGCCAACUGGGAUUGGGAACAGCCAGCCUUUAUAGGCUGGGGGCAGACCGGAGUGAAGCCCCAUCCACUUAGCCUGGCUGUAUUGGCCACCAAAUGGAUGGUGGAAAAGCCUGCCAAUCCAAGUGGCCGACAUAGGAAUUCCCCAGCUGACGGCCAUCUUGUCACAGCGUUGCUUCCUGGGGGUCAGAGCCUGCCACGAUAGGCCACAACAGCUGCCCAGCCCGUGUCUGGGUAAGCUGCCAUUCUCUCUGACCACCUCCUUGUUAGUAUUUUGUGGGAGGGAUUGCAGUGUACACUGGAGAUUUAGGUUGGCGCAGUUAAAGUGGAUUAAAGUGCUCUGUCAUCCAGCUUGCUCCUUAAAGUCCAGAUAUAAUCUAACUUCUGCAUAAGCUUUGUGCAAGCAAAUCAAGAUGCAUGCCCAAUAAGUGGCUUGUCGGGUGGAGCUCACUGAUCCAGUUGUUGACGAUGCCUUCUCUCUAAGAGCAAUCUUCAUCUGCUCUUCUUUUUUAAAUAGAUGACCAUGUCCACUCUGUGGCUCCUUGGUCUUUUCCUAUUCGCUGUGGUGCGGGCCAUGGUUGGCCCCACCAACUCUUGAUUCCAGAGGUAGGUUGAAUUUGGCUUAGGCAUUGGAGGGCUGGCGCAUGAUAGAGUCUGUGUAACAAUAGCAGCAACUCCCCAUCCCACACACCACUUUCAAAUUACACUGCAAAAGUAAAGGAAAAGUAAAGCAAACUUUAGGGAAGGCCAGGAAUGGAUUUUCUGUGAAAACAAAUUCCUAGGUGGAAAAACUGCAGUCAGAGGCAGGGAUGGAAGGCUCUGUCAGUUUCAGUUCUCUUUCAGUUAGUCUAAGGCUAUCAGAGAGUUCCUAUGACUUUCCAGUUUUGUUGAAUAUGAACUCUCAUCAUUCUAUUAUAAUUAUUUUUUAAAAAUAUAUAUAUUGUAUUCAGAUUGUUGCAUUUAUGACCUUUUUAUUGACAUGCAAUAUUUUAUGAAUUGUUGCAUUCAA
Messenger RNA from Podarcis raffonei (Aeolian wall lizard), 2484 nucleotides. RefSeq names its product dynein axonemal heavy chain 3-like. The coding region runs from base 46 to 1680 and encodes 544 amino acids. Gene Ontology annotation, cellular component: dynein complex. NCBI's taxonomy places the organism in Eukaryota, Metazoa, Chordata, Lepidosauria, Squamata, Lacertidae. Gene Ontology annotation, molecular function: dynein intermediate chain binding; minus-end-directed microtubule motor activity; dynein light intermediate chain binding. Gene Ontology annotation, biological process: microtubule-based movement. The transcript has 4 exons. The record is from RefSeq and is a predicted model, not a curated record.